UCCAAAGUUCUUCCGAGACACAUAACUUAAGGUUUGUUGUCCACUUCCAAGCAGAAGCGAAAGCUUGCUAUUCGCGACCUGCUCGACAUUACUGCUUCCUUCGGCUCGUUACUUCUCGGCCGCAGUGAAUAAUGCUGUUGAAAACGCUGAAUCCUGGUCCCCGAAGCUUGGGUCGGCGUGCUGUCCUAGUUAGCGCCUGUGCCUCGCCUUCGACGAGCGGGCAUCGCGAGCCUGUUCGUCCUGUGGCUUUGCCUUCCGGGACGCUCUGGCUCCUGGAUGCUUUGCAGGACCAGUACUAUAACGUGCGCGGUCCUGCUUUUGUCAUCCCACGUGUUGAGGAGCGUGAGGCCGCACAGGAUUCUGUGCGUCCCUUCCGCGCUAAGUACCUACGAAACAAACCCCUACCGGCGCAUCGGCCGCGGCCCUCAGAUGGCGGUCCCACAGCACUCAGCCUGAUCAACCAGGCAAUUGCGGAGCACCCAACUGCUCUGACCCUCAUCAGCCAUGGUCCGCUGCUAGAUGUGGAUGUUGAGGUGGCCCAGGCGCCAUCUGUCGGGGCAGCUGCUGAUGGCGAGAUGGCUGCAUUGGGAGCAGCAGCAGCAGCGACAAUGCAGGCCAGCCGCUGCACGGGCAUUGUACACGUGCCCAGCAUCGACGGGGACGAGGAGGCCGCUGCUGGUGGGGCCGAGGGCGAGCUGUACCGCACCUCCAGCACCUCCCCGCGCAGGACCAAGAUGCUGCGCUUCACCUGCCUGGCUAACGGCUGCCGCGCCGUCAACAUCAAGCCCGUCAGCCCCGCCUCCUUCACCGCCGGCACCGUGUGUGCCCAGUGCGCCCGCUGCUCCGCCUGGCACCUCAUCCGGGACCACCUGGGACUGUGGGACCCCUCGCGCCGCCGUACGACACGCCACCGGCAUGGCGGCAGCAGCGGCACCCGGCACCGGGAUGCUGGGGGUACGGAUGGUGGGGCUGCUGCUGACCCAGAUGGGGUGGCGGAUGAGGUGGCGGGCUCGCUGGCAGCGGGUGAGGUUCCGGAGCCGCUGCGGCUGUCGGCGGAGGAGGUGGAGUUUUUCAG
Messenger RNA from Astrephomene gubernaculifera, 1075 nucleotides. The record is from the annotation of a GenBank genome assembly. NCBI's taxonomy places the organism in Eukaryota, Viridiplantae, Chlorophyta, Chlorophyceae, Chlamydomonadales, Astrephomenaceae.